CCAAACGUGGCCUCCUGCGUUUUUGGAACUGCGGUCUCCCAAGUGAUCUGUCUGUCAUAACAAACAUAGUAUCCUAUUAGCAGAGGAAGGGAGGGGGAGAUCUAUCAUAGGACUGAACAAAAUAUAGCUUUUGUGUGUGCAAAAAGACACGGAUGCAGGAAUUUUCUCUUAACGCAGUGAGCCAGUGAAAUACUAAAAAAUGGGGGCUUUGUGUUUCUCAGGGUCAGGGAGAAAGAGAGUGAGAGGGGUCUGCAGUCGCUAAGAGUAGUAGCAGAAGAAAUAUAUAGACAUUGAGAGAGAGAGAGAGAAAGAGAGAAACUUAAACAGGAUGGGAGGGGUUGAAGGAAGAAGAGUAAGCGAGGAACUAAAACCAUAUGGGUAUUUCGGGCUUUGCGCCGUCGGAGGAAUGCUCAGUGCCGGCACUACCCAUCUCGCUAUCACUCCUCUCGAUGUCUUGAAAGUCAACAUGCAGGUGCACCCAGUCAAGUAUAACAGCAUUUACUCAUGUUUCACUACCCUAUUGAGGGAACAAGGCCCUUCUGCCCUGUGGAGAGGUUGGGCUGGCAAGUUCUUUGGAUAUGGUGUUCAAGGAGGCUGUAGAUUUGGUCUAUAUGAAUACUUCAAGAGUCUCUACUCCAAUAUCUUGGUAGACCACAACAGAAGUGUCAUUUUCUUUGUUAGCAGUGCAUCUGCUGAAGUAUUUGCCAAUAUAGCUCUCUGCCCAUUUGAAGCGGUUAAAGUACGGGUUCAAGCGCAGCCCCUUUUUGCUAAGGGUUUGCUUGAUGGCUUUCCCAAGUUAUUUGCAUCAGAAGGCCUCCUUGGAUUUUACAGGGGACUUGUGCCACUUUGGGGUCGAAAUCUUCCAUUCUCCAUAGUAAUGUUCUCGACCUUCGAGCAUUCUGUUGAUUUUCUUUAUCGAAAGGUUGUUCAGAAAAGAAAGCAGGAUUGCUCAAAAAUUCAACAGCUUGGAGUAACAUGUUUGGCUGGCUAUGCUGCCGGAUCCAUUGGUAGCUUCAUUUCCAAUCCUGCUGACAACAUUGUUGCUUCUCUUUAUAACAAAAAAGCUGAUAGCCUCAUGCUGGUGGUGAAGAAAAUUGGGCUUUUCAAUUUGUUUACAAGAAGUCUUCCUAUUAGGAUAAUGUUGGUCGGACCUGCAAUCACUUUGCAAUGGUUAUUCUAUGAUGCCAUCAAAGUUCUAAGUGGACUGCCAACUAGUGGAGAAGUUACAACUGACAUCAGAGUAGAUGGAGCAGCAGCCUAAGAUCAUGUAAUCUUCACAUCCAACACACAGUGACAGUACCAUAGGACUUUUGUGAUGGCAACUUUUGAUUCUUUGCCAUCAGUUUUCUUUUGGAUGCAACAAUUUUAUUUUUAUAGACAAAUCACCUACUUGGAAGCUAAAAGCUAUCAUGUAGUUCAACUUAGAAGGAUGGUGGGAACUCGUAGUUCAACUUACGAGUUCCAAAUUCUACAUCUGCAAUCUGGCCGGAUACCUAGAGCUUUUUCUGCAAUGUAAAAUUUAUAUACAAGGCUGCUUCUUCAUAUUUGGUAUAUUAUUGCUAAUACUGCUCGGUUACAGUUUAGGAGGCUGUUGAAAUGGGUUGGACUGGCACCCUUUCAUUUAUGCCGAUCUACAUUUCAUA
This is a messenger RNA of Corylus avellana, 1643 nucleotides long. RefSeq names its product mitochondrial phosphate carrier protein 1, mitochondrial. Gene Ontology annotation, cellular component: mitochondrial inner membrane. NCBI's taxonomy places the organism in Eukaryota, Viridiplantae, Streptophyta, Magnoliopsida, Fagales, Betulaceae. Gene Ontology annotation, molecular function: phosphate transmembrane transporter activity. Gene Ontology annotation, biological process: mitochondrial phosphate ion transmembrane transport. The record is from RefSeq and is a predicted model, not a curated record.